AGUUUUCAUAAGUAUAAUUCCUCGAGAGCAGUCACUUCGCCGGGCAACCACCGCGCGACGACGACAUCGACGAAAGCGCCGGACUCUAGAGAAGCCCGACCUCAUCGUCCCCCUCCACAGUCGUAGCCACCUACCACACACAUCCCCGUCUGCCCUCUGUCUGCCAUGGGAUGCACACAGAGCAACCUCGACGGCGACAAGGACCAAGCCAAGUCGCGCGAAGUAGACCAAGCAAAUGAAGAAGCACACCGGCUGGAGCAGGAAAAGGUGAAACUACUGCUCCUCGGCGCUGGCGAGUCGGGGAAGAGUACGAUCUUCAAACAAAUGAAGAUUCUGUACGGGAUGCCGCUCACGGAGGAGGAGCGCCGACACUGCACGCCAAUUGUGUACAACAACAUCGUGACGUCGAUGAAGAUCUUGCUGGACCAGUGCGUGGAGCUGCAGCUGAAGGGUGAAGUCAAGUGCAUCGAAGACUUUGACGAGAUCAAGGCCGCGUCGGACGAAACCGAAGUGAACCCCAAGACGGGCCAGAAGAUCAAGAACCUGUGGACUGACCCGGGUGUCAUGGCGACGUGGGCACGGCGGUCCGAGUUCCAGAUCGUCGAAUCGGUCAAGUUUUACUUCAACGACCUCGACCGCAUCAUGAAGGACGACUACCAAGUCACGCAACAAGACAUGUUGUACGCGCGCGUGCGCACGUCGGGGAUUGUCGAGGAAAAGUAUCAGAUUGACGGCGCCACGUUUGUCAUGUACGACGUGGGCGGGCAGCGUAACGAGCGCAAGAAGUGGAUCCAUUGUUUUGAAGACGUGACGUCUGUGAUCUUUGUGGCCGCGCUGAGCGAGUAUGACCAGUCGCUGUACGAAGACUCGAGCACGAACCGUAUGAUCGAAGCCAUCACGUUGUUCGACGAGAUCGUGAACAACCGAUUCUUUUCUAACUCGGCCAUGAUCCUGUUCUUGAACAAGAAGGACUUGUUUGAAGAAAAGGUCAAGAAGAUCGAUAUCAAGAGCGUCGAAGUGUUCAAGGACUUUCCCGGCGGCCUCGGCGACUUUGACAAGGGCGUGACGUACUUUUUGUCCAAGUUUCUCGAGAUGAAUCGCCAGCCGGAGAAGGAAAUCUACCACCACGUCACGUGCGCCACGGAUUCCCAAAACGUCCAAGUCGUGUUCAAUGCGUGCAAAGACAUCAUUUUGAAGCAGAAUAUCCGCGGCUCCGGCUUCAUGUAAACACCCCUCCCUCCAACAACUGUCCACCCACCACCUAGCUCUUCAAGACAACAGCCAACGCGAUGGAGCGAUGAGACCAAGACUUCUGCGCACUAGCUAGGCGUUCCCCAUCUCAUACUUAAUUGCAUGCAUUUAUCAAACAACACGACUUUGUCACACGGCACACACCCACGCGAAG
Messenger RNA from Aphanomyces astaci, 1405 nucleotides. RefSeq lists its product as hypothetical. Lineage: Eukaryota; Oomycota; Saprolegniomycetes; Saprolegniales; Verrucalvaceae. Gene Ontology annotation, cellular component: heterotrimeric G-protein complex. The record is from RefSeq and is a predicted model, not a curated record. The transcript has a single exon. The coding region runs from base 166 to 1227 and encodes 353 amino acids. Gene Ontology annotation, molecular function: G protein-coupled receptor binding; GTPase activity; guanyl nucleotide binding. Gene Ontology annotation, biological process: adenylate cyclase-modulating G protein-coupled receptor signaling pathway.